AAGCCUCAAGCCAACUCACGAACUACGUCCAACCAUUCCGCGGGCGGACGUCUCCGUCCGAUUUCACGCUCCGAUUUCGAAUCAUGCAUCUCUAUUUGAUCCUAUUUCUCCUUGCCCCUGCACAGGGCAUCUAUAUGAGAGGCCAUCCCUCGAAGCGAGGACAGGCCUGCGCAGGUCUCAAGAACCAUGAGGUGUACUCCUCGGUGCGCGUCUAUGUGGGUAGCGAGCAGGUGGCCUUUGACCUGGUUGCGGACACCGGGAGCGACAAUUGCAUCGUGAAAGCCUGUGCCUGCGAGCAAUGCCCCUCCGAGUGGGGUGGCUGUUUUGAAGGGCCCAAGGAUUCGCACUCCUUCGCCAUGACGACCGUCCAUAACAAAAGCAGCAAGUCCGACGACCCGGUCUCCAUGGUGAUGCGUUUCGGCAGUGGCGACAUCGCCGCCACGGUGAGCUCCGACGCGGUGAAGCUGGGACCCAAAGAGGCUUGGAUGGAAAACGGCCUCCUCUUGAUGGUCGAUCACACGCUGGAGCUGAAAGGCAAGUUUGAAGGUAUUUUGGGCUUGGGCCGACCUCCAGCUGAAGAGUCUCCCAUCGAGACGUCCAACGGUGCGGAGCUGACGAACCUGCAGGUGCCCAGCUUUUUGGAACGUGCCCAGGUGCAGCGCUUCUCCCUUUGCUUCAACCGCAAGGCUGAUGGUGUCCUGGGCUUGGAUGCCCCCAAGCCUGCGAAUCCAAUGAGCUCCACGGGGCACACCCACUGGUCCUUGAACUUGAAGGGCAUCUCCGUGGGGACGACCUCCAAAUCUUCAAAGGAUGCUGCCGCUGCCAAGAUCGAAGGCCUUUGCAGCGACCAAUGCUCAGCCAUCCCGGACAGUGGCACCACACUCACUGCUGGGCCUGAGGAAGAUCUUGCAAAGAUCUACGAUCAGGUUUGCAACAACUGGCAGCGCUGCAAGAAUACUCAUGAAGAGCUGAAAAAGGAAAUCAAGAAGCUGGCGAAGAAAGGAAUCAAGGUGGAAGGAACCGCGACCCUCAUGAGCCUGGAUCCUCACGACUUUAUGGCAACGGUCUCGAAAAUCGCCCAGCAGAGUGGCACAAGGCUCCGGGAGGCGACGGAGGCCGCGGCACAAGCGAGGACAGCGACGCUGAAGUGGGGCACCUUGAGCACGGGAGAUGGCCAUCCUGUGCGUAGUCGAACGGCCAUCGCAGCUGAUGCGGACAACUCCUCGAGUAGUGAUCAGCCCAAGACGGUGAAGUGGGGCUCCUUAAAGAGCACACAAGGCAUUUUAGAUGCCGCGACACGGCUUGGAAGCAGCAUUUUUCAAGAAGGAGACCCUGAAGGAGAGCUUGACAUGGAGGAGGAAAACAGUGGGCUCGAGAUUGAGCCAUCCUUAACGCUCCAAUUGCUCCUUGAACACUGCUCCCAAUGGAUGCAUGACGCGAACCUGGUCGAGGAGAUGCCCAAACUAAGCUUUCAUGUCACCGCUGCCGAUGGAAAGACCGAUGAGCUGAAGCUGUCUCCCAAGUCCUACGUUUUGUCCAAGGACUUGGAGGUGGAGGUGCCCAGUGUCCGAAAUGUGUUGGGCUUUCCACUGAAGACUACGGAGAAGGGGGUGAAGACCGUUUGUUCCAUGGCCUUCACACCUACGAGCUACAUGACGAUCAGCGAUGGCAUGAUCUGGAUUCUUGGAACACCGCUCUUCUACGAGUACACUGCUCAUUAUGACCGUGGCACUGGGAAAGAAGAAGAGAUCACCGUGGGCUUUGUCCACCAAGAUGAUGAACCCUGCGGGGAAUGCGAUGCAAAGACCAACGAAGUGAGGCCUUCCCAGUCUCUCAUCGACAGUAGUGCGACCACAGGGUUGCAGCAAUUGAUCUACCUCUCCAAGCAGCCGGUCUUGCGAAACCUCACUGGAGUGAAAGCCAUUUGAGGAAAUAGCAACCGUCAGCAACGACGGUUGCUGCAGAGUACUGGUUUUUGGCUUUUUUAGGCCAAAGCUCCUUGUUUUCGUAGGACCUCCAACAUCUGAAAAGUCAGAGUUGGAUGGUCCGAUGGUCUCUGAA
Messenger RNA from Durusdinium trenchii, 2061 nucleotides. NCBI's taxonomy places the organism in Eukaryota, Dinophyceae, Suessiales, Symbiodiniaceae. The record is from the annotation of a GenBank genome assembly.